AUGAUUCCUGAUGAAAAAUCAGGAGUUAAUGAGCCAAUAUCAACAAGUACAUAUGAUAACAUUGGCAGCAAUAAUACUAAUGAAGAUAGAUGCCUUGAUAAAUCACAAUUAGAGCAACAAAUUCAAAAUUUACAACUCGAGAAUCAUAAAUUGAAAGAAAUAAACGAUAAUUUUAACUUUAAAAUAAAUGUUGAAUACCAAAGACUUGCAGAACAAACUGUAUCGCGCGAAAAAUACUAUAUUCAAGAAUAUGAUAAAAUGAAAAGUCAACUCAAGUCUGAAAUUGAAGUAUUACACACAGAUAUUGAUAAAUUCAAAUCUUAUAUCGACAGAAAAGAUUUGGAUAUGAAAAAUAAGGAUGUUCAAAUUCAAAGAAUUAUUCAAGUUAUUUCACGCCUUACUUCCAAAAAUUUCGAAACAAUAGAAGAUACCUGCGAUUACCUUGAUACAAAUCCUCAAUUUUCACUUAAUUCAAAUAUUGAUUCAGUAAAAGACGAAAAAAUCAAGAAAUUGGACGUUAAUACAGAACUCCAGCGGGAAAAAAGAAGGAGGAAAACUUCCGAAAAAGUUGUUUUGCAGCUACAAAAUGAGAUACUUUCUUUGAAGCAAAUAUCUAAAGAAAAAGAAGUAUUGGAACAAAAAUGCAGACAAUUAAAUGAAAAGAUUUCUCAAUUUGAGCAUAAUAACUCAAUUGAUAUGAUUGAACAUCAAUCAGAAAUAUCAACUUUAUCUAAAAAGAUUGAAUUGCUUAACGAACAAAACAACUACUUAAAACAAAAGUUAUUAUCAAAUCAAACAGAAAUUUCCCAUUUAGAGAUUCCAAAACCACAAGAAAUUACAAUUCCCGAAGAAAAGAUGUGUCAUAGACAUGAAGAACUAGCAGAAGUCAAUAAUGAUUUAAGGAGAGAGAUUAGAUCACUUCGAAAUCAGUUGAGCACACAAAAAUCAAAAAUUGAAGAGCAAACUAUGGAAAUUCAACAAUUAAAAUCAACAAUUUCAGAUCAAAAAGGAGAAAUAAUUUCAAUUAAGACUAAAUAUAACGAUCUAUCAUUACAAGCAUCUAAAAUAACUACUUUACAAGAUCAAAUUUCGAAAUUGAAGCUAAAAAACUCUAGAUUUAAAGAAGAAAACGCGAAGCUUAAGAAAGAUCUAGCUGAUGUAACUAAUAUAGUUGCAAAAUUAAAGAAUAAUAGACAAGAAACAGAAAAACCUGAUUCCUCAAAAAUAAUCAAGUUACAGGAAAGAAUUCAUAAGCUAGAAGCCGAACUCGAUGAUGCUAAUAACAGACUUGAGAUAGUUCAACAUACAGAUAUUACACCAAAUGAUGUUUUGCCUCCAAAUAUAUUUCAUCCACAAAAUUAUGACAAAAAGUUAACAGAACAAAUCGAUCAUAUUGCAUCUAUUGAAUGUGUUCAGCCUGCAAACAAAAUACAACAGAUAUAUGGUGUAAUUUCAAGAUAUUACUCAGAGAUUGCUGGAGCAUUAUCAGAUGAUAAUUAUGAGAUUAAGAAUCAACUUUUAAACCUCAAAGCAGAUAUUAAAGAGUUCAUGAAUACCAUUUCGAGGGAAUUGAUAGGCUUUGAAUAUCCAUACGAAUAUUGUAGGAUAGAAGAUACAAAAGAUCUAGUAGAUAGAUUAAUUCUUCUAAAAUCUGAUCAGGAAAAAAGCAAAAAAUCAUUUUAUGAUCUCAAAUCAAAAAUUGAUUUCGUAUGCUCAAUUUUUGAAUGCAAUGAAGCAAACUUUAAUACAAAAGUAAAAGAAAUAUCGGAACGAAUCAAAAAUUACGAAGAUAUUAUUUCAAUGCAACAACAGAAACUGAAAAAGGCAAAGAAAACCAUCAAGAUCAUACAUAAUCUUAAUGAACAAGAAAACAAACAAAUAUGUGACAAGAUAAACAAAAUGAAUAACGAAAGAAUUAAUGCAUAUCAGAAAUUAGCAAAUAUCGAAUCAAAAAAUAAAAUGGUGUUAAGCAAAGUAGAAACAAUUACGCGACAACUUGAAAGAAAAGAGAUGGAAAAUGAAAAAUUAAAAAUUCAGAUUGAAAACCAAAAAAUAGAUAACCUUGAUAAGAUAUGUUCAGAGUUUAAGAAAAAAGAAGUUGAAAUCGCGCAUUUGGUUCAAGAUUUUGCAAAAAAGAUAAAUUUUGCAGAAGAUCAUCUUGUAAAGUGUGAAUGCAAAGUUGCCCGGCUUCGGAAAACAUGUGAAACACAAAAAGAAACUAUUACAAGUUUGAGAAACGAAUUAAAAUCACUGGAAAAUGAACAACACAGUGAUAAAAUAAAAAUGCAAAAUGCUGAACAAAAAGAAACAAAACUUAUGUUAAAAAUACAGGAACUGGAAGAAUACAAUGAAUCGGAAAAGAAGGAAAGAGAAAGACUUUGGCAAGAGAAUGAAAUAUAUCAAAAAGAAAUACGAAAUUUCAGAAGUAACCUCAAAUAUAUUUCCAAUAGAUUAAAGAAUGCAGAACAGAUAGUGAAAGUCAAAGAUGAUGAAAUGACACGACAGAUGAUUUUAAAUCAAGAGAAGUUAAAACUUGCAUGCUCUAACCUUGAAAAUAAACGAAAUAUCGAAAUACUAAAUAUGAAGUCGGAGUUUGAACGAGAAAAGCAGAGAAUAUAUGCAUUUGCCGCAGCAAAUCUCAAACAAUUCUUUGAUCCAAGAGAUUCUAUCAACUUUGAAACCUUUUGCAAAUUAAUUUUAGCUGUAAGCAAAUUUACAUAUGCACAAGUUCAUGGCUAUGAAAAUGCAAGUCCAAUUGAAUCAUAA
This is a messenger RNA of Trichomonas vaginalis G3, 2766 nucleotides long. RefSeq names its product A-type inclusion protein-related family. The transcript has a single exon. Gene Ontology annotation, cellular component: Golgi apparatus. The record is from RefSeq and is a predicted model, not a curated record. Lineage: Eukaryota; Parabasalia; Trichomonadida; Trichomonadidae. The coding region runs from base 1 to 2766 and encodes 921 amino acids.